GGCCGCCCGCGCGCAGAGACUCGUCGAUCGUUAACGCGUAGUACCACGGCCAUUGUGCUAAAAGAACCCACGACGCUCGGAUAGUGAACGCUGAGGACCGGGGACGUGUAGUUUUUCCAAGUUUUUCCUCCUGUGAUAUUUAGAUUGUGCCAAUAUAGAAACGAGGAAACGAUACCAGAGAACAUGGAGGAUGACCAGCAGUUCUGCCUUAAAUGGAACAAUCAUCAGAGCACACUGAUACAAAAUUUCGACACGCUUUAUGAAAGCGGUACGCUGGUCGACUGCACGUUGGCAGCGGAGGGGAAAUACCUAAAGGCCCACAGGGUAGUCCUCUCCGCGUGCAGUCCAUAUUUUGAGGGCCUCCUCAGCGAGCACUAUGAUAAGCACCCUGUAUUCAUACUCAAAGAUGUAAAAUUUAAAGAAUUGAAGGCGAUGAUGGAUUAUAUGUACAGGGGAGAAGUGAAUAUCUCCCAAGACCAACUAACGGCACUCCUUAAGGCUGCCGAGUCAUUACAAAUUAAGGGCCUUUCGGAAAGUAAAACGGGCGGUGGUAACAAUAAAACAGUUUCGAGGGUAUCUAAAGUCGCGCCACAGCCGAGGUCAUCGCCGUUAAACAUUUCCUACGCGUCUUCCGGUCUCACCAUUGAAAGGAACAGAGUUCCUAGACAGGCACAAAGUUCUAUAGGGGAUUUGCCCGAAGACUCGCACAGUCCCCAAAUACCUAAGGAGCUUUCCUCGAGGGAGGGCUCGCAAAGUCCAACAUCAAAGAAAAGAAGAAGACUUAGAAGAAGAAGCGUCGGUGAAGAUAAUUCCGUAGAAAAUCACGAAGCAUCGAAUUCAAGCGAUAUACCUCAACAAAUGGGCGUGCCGGCACUUGCGAUAGCACCUGUCGCGGACGAAAAAACGAACGCUGAUCCCACGGACUCCCUCGGCAGGUCAGCUUUAAUGACGCAGCUGACGAAACCUGCCGAUGAGAUGCUUCAGAUACCACUCGAAAAUCCCGAGCCAAAUGAUAAUCUCAUCGAGCCAAAGUCCGAGUAUUUGGAGGACCAAGAAGAAAGCGUUGAGGAUCUGACCCUAGAUGAUGAUAUGAAUGAUUUGAAUGAAAUUGAGCAGGAUACGAAUAGGGCCGGGCCGUCCCAUGAUAACUCUCAACAUCCUGCUGGCCUUGCAACAUGGCACGUUACCGGUGAUCGAAGUAACGCGGGUGGUGUCGUGGGUUCGGUGGCAGGUGCACCAGGAACGACGGACGAAGUCUUUCUUGCAGCCCAGGAGGCCGCCCAGGCCCACCGCGACUCACAAGACUAUCAUCAUCUUAUCAAGGAAGAGUCGAAGAGCGAUACGAAAAGAUUUUUAACGUUGUUGACCGAAUCAAGCAUUAAGUUCGCUUGUCCAACAUGUGGCAGAGCAUACAAUCGUCGGGCCAAUCUUCGUCAGCAUAUUAAAUAUGAAUGCGGCCAACAGCCACGCUUCAAAUGUCCAUAUUAUAUCAUUCAAUUGGGUGACUUCAGGAUGAUGCCACUGAAACAUCAAACCUCUUCUACCAAAUGCAAAAAGAGAUUCUCAUGUCCAAGAUGUGGUAGUACAUUCAACAGGAAGAACAAUCUUGGUACUCACGUCAAGUACGAAUGCGGUCAACUACCGAGAUUUGGUUGUCCUUAUUGUCAAUACUGUUCGAAGAAAUCUUCUAAUAUACGUGCACAUGUACCUAGAAAACAUUUCGGUCGUAAAAUUUAUGUAAUCGACGUUUCAACUAAUUUAAAGUACGAUUACAUAGUUAAAUCGGACUUAGAUACUAAGGUCGAGGGCACAUUUUUUGAAUCUUUUAAUUAAUUGAAUAAAAUCACUAUAUAUAUAUAUAUAUAUAUAUAUAUAUAUAUAUAUAUAUAUAUAUAUAAAAUUAUAUUUGUCAAUAUAAUUAAACUUAAUACUUGUUUCAUUCAUUCUUUAAUUCUUUCUUUCUUUCUUUCUUUUAUUAUUUAUUUAUUUAUUUACAUAAUUACGACUUGACGACUGGUCAAGUUUCAAGCUACAUUUUACAAGUGUCAAUAUAUGUGUCCCUCUUUUUAAUGUUUAAUAAAAAGUGUCGUUUCAUUGAAAUUCGUGAUAUAUAGAUCAAUUGUAUGUUUCAUCCUUUGGAAGAUAUUUAUUUAUUCAUCACCGAUGAAUCUCAACCUCCGAAGAAUACACACACAUAUAUUAUACAUAUAUGCUUCUUCAACCGAAGAACCGUGUUUUUAAACGAGCAAAGAAAAAAUAUCUCGCACCAAAAAAAAAAAAAAAACGAAAGAAAAACAAAAAGCAAAUCCAAAAAAAGCACAAAAAAGAAACAAAAAGCUUCGUUCCGCAUCAUCUCCUUGUCUGUUAAUGCAAAGUUAUUAAAGAGGUAUUAUACAAUUUUUUAGUCAAAAUGGGUACACAUGUGUUUCAGGAUUGUCUUAUCAAGUGUACGCUAACCUGCCUUCUACAAGGACCUUCCUUUUGGAGAGUCAUUCAUCGAUCUCCACGGGAAUGCCUAUGGGAACAAUACCAAUUACGAGAACGGGUUUAUGGGAAAAAGUCCUUCAUCGAAAAUAUCCAUGUUCCAAUUGUAAAAGUGUUUUUACUCGUAAGGGUGGCUUAACUUAUCAUCAGAAAUUCGAGUGCGGUCAAAUGCCACGAUUCAAUUGUCCCUAUUGUAAUUACCGAGCUAAACACAUAUCCAAUGCACGCAGACACGUAAGAAAUUGUCACCCAGGAAAAGACGUUUAUACAGUUGAUAUAAAUCAGCAACAAUCUCAACAUCACCAGAAACAAUCAGAUCUUUGAAGAUACUUAAGAAGAUCCGAAUCGUUUCGUCUGGAUCGUCUCGUUUCGUUUCGUUUCGUUUCGUUUUUCUUUUCUUUUCUUUUUUUCCUCAAUGAAGACGAAGAAUAAUGAAUUUUCUUUUCUUUUUUUUAUGAAAUUUCUCUAUGAAGUAAUUGUAACAUGAACAAACAGAUAAUAUAUACUAUUACGUCGAAUGA
Molecule: messenger RNA, 3005 nt
Organism: Vespula pensylvanica (western yellowjacket)
Lineage: Eukaryota; Metazoa; Arthropoda; Insecta; Hymenoptera; Vespidae
Product: longitudinals lacking protein, isoforms A/B/D/L
Exons: 8
Coding region: 184-1833 (549 amino acids)
Biological process (GO): regulation of transcription by RNA polymerase II
Cellular component (GO): nucleus
Molecular function (GO): protein binding
Source: RefSeq, a predicted model, not a curated record